Molecule: messenger RNA, 1563 nt
Organism: Zygosaccharomyces rouxii
Lineage: Eukaryota; Fungi; Ascomycota; Saccharomycetes; Saccharomycetales; Saccharomycetaceae
Product: lung seven transmembrane receptor family protein
Exons: 1
Coding region: 1-1563 (520 amino acids)
Biological process (GO): retrograde transport, endosome to Golgi
Cellular component (GO): membrane; Golgi apparatus
Source: RefSeq, a predicted model, not a curated record
AUGAAAGAUUUCGCAGGGUUUAGGAUGAGUGUUGCCAAGAUUUUACUCACUUUUGGAUUCCUAUUAAACUUAUGUGUGGCCAAUAAGAUGACAAUGGAUCAGGACGAUAUCCAGGUAUGCUCUGGUAUGUAUUCGAAGCAAGACCACGGUGGUAAGACAGAUCCGUUCAUAUCUUUCAACAUGAAGAAAUUGACUAAUGGAGAUCCUGGUGUCGUGGUAGCUAUCUUCGAUUUUCAAGAUUAUGAGCAUUUGGGUGUAGAGGUUAGCGAAGGUGUUCACCACUAUAUCUGUGACGAUUAUGCUAUUAGUAAAGGCUACUGUAAAGAAGAUAAGAAGGACCAAUUCAUUGUGCAAGACGUGGCAUACGACCCUUAUACUGGAGCUAAUAAAACGUUGGCCAACAAAGUUAUGUCAUUUUCUCAAAACGCAGCAGGCUUACACGAUAAAAAAUACCCAGUGACUAAGACCGGUUAUUACUGUGUUCUUGGAUUUAGUAAAUCUGAUUCUACAAAGUAUCAGGCUGUGGUCAAUUUCAGAAAUGCAUAUGGUCAUUUAGCAGCCUCUGAAAUUAACAAAUUGCCUUUGUAUGGUUUAUUGGCCAUCGGUUAUGUGGUUGCCAUGGCAUUGUACUCCUUUGCCUUCUGGAGACAUAAACACGAACUUUUACCUCUACAAAAAUACUUGUUGGCAUUCUUUGUGUUUUUAACUGCUGAAGCCAUCUUCGUGUGGGCUUAUUAUAAUAUUCAAAAUGAGAAGGGUGAUACUGCGGGUAUCAAAGUUUAUAUGGUUUUCCUUUCCAUCUUAACCGCUGCUAAGGUUACCUUUUCAUUCUUCCUUCUUUUAUUGAUUGCGCUUGGUUAUGGUAUUGUUUACCCCAAGUUGAACAAGACUUUGAUGAGACGUUGUCAAUUGUUUGCCGUUUUAAACUUUGCAUUGUCGGUGGCAUUCUUGAUUCAAAGUUAUUUGGAAGAUCCUGAAUCUACAUCUUUGAUGAUUUUAAUCACAUUGGUCCCAGUUUCAAUCACGAUGUUUGCCUUCUAUUUCAUGAUUUUGAAAUCUAUGACCAAUACUGUUCGUUAUUUGAGAGAUCAAAGACAAGUGGUUAAAUUGGGAAUGUACAAGAAACUGAUGACCAUCAUCUACGCCUCUUUGCUGAUCAUCUUAGCUGGACUCGUAAUAUCGUCAUUUGUCUUCUUGGGAAUGAACACUAUCGAAAUGAUUGAACAACAUUGGAGAACAAGAUUUUUCUUCACCGAUUUUUGGCCAACUUUGGUUUAUUUUGGUGUCUUUGUCAUAUUUGCGUUCAUUUGGAGACCAACAGAUACCUCCUAUAUGUUGGCUUGUUCCCAGCAAUUGCCUACAGAUCCAGAAAAUGUAGCGGAUUUCGAUUUGGACGAUUUACAGUCGAUGGGUGAAUUGGAUAACGAAUUCGAUGACACUAUUAGAGACGAAGAUAUUAACUUCACAGAUGAAGAAGAACAUCAACCACAACAUGAAGAAGUACAUCACGAUGACGAUACCCACAACAAAGAUGGGAACAUAAAUCCUCCCAAAUCUGCGUAA